Molecule: messenger RNA, 3812 nt
Organism: Monopterus albus (swamp eel)
Lineage: Eukaryota; Metazoa; Chordata; Actinopteri; Synbranchiformes; Synbranchidae
Gene: rps6kal
Product: ribosomal protein S6 kinase a, like
Exons: 22
Coding region: 370-2553 (727 amino acids)
Biological process (GO): intracellular signal transduction; protein phosphorylation
Molecular function (GO): ATP binding; magnesium ion binding; protein serine/threonine kinase activity
Source: RefSeq, a predicted model, not a curated record
CUCCCUCCUUCCCUCUGUAUCUCCGGAUCCGCUGCUUUGGUUUAGAUGGGGGAAAUCCUUAACUGAAUUGCGUCAUAAAUACGUCAAUAAACUCUCAUUCACUGACGACCAGGUACCACGGUAGCCGCCAUAUUCGCAUCUAUGGAAGGGUAGCGGUGCUCUCUGCGAGCGUAUGGUCCAGUCAUAGCAGCAACUAUUCCCCGCACCGACCCCUCGAUCCCAUCCUGAUACCGGUCCGCAGCUACACAGCGUGUGUUUGAUAUUCAAAGCAGAACAGCCGGGCUUCCACAGAGGGGAAGACAUGCAACGUGGAGCGGGGGUCUAGGUGGACUACGAUGCCUUAGACCUAGAGAGGAAUCCUGGCACAAGAUGGAGGUAAACAGCGUUAGUAGUGAGAUCAAUGGACAUCAGAUCAUGGACGAGCCCAUGGAGGAGGGAGAGUCUUUCUCACACUGUGAUGAUGGGACAUAUAAGGAGAUUCCCAUCACUCACCAUGUAAAGGAGGGCUGUGAGAAAGCUGAUCCAUCUCAGUUUGAACUGCUCAAAGUCCUCGGCCAGGGCUCUUUUGGCAAGGUAUUUCUUGUCAGGAAGAUUGUAGGUCCUGAUGCUGGUCAGUUAUAUGCAAUGAAAGUUCUAAAAAAGGCAUCGUUGAAAGUCAGGGACAGAGUUCGCACUAAGAUGGAACGAGACAUUUUAGUGGAAGUCAAUCAUCCCUUCAUAGUGAAAUUGCACUACGCCUUUCAGACAGAAGGGAAACUGUAUUUAAUACUGGACUUUCUCAGGGGAGGGGAUGUAUUCACUCGCUUAUCCAAAGAGGUUAUGUUUACAGAGGAAGAUGUGAAAUUCUACCUUGCAGAGCUGGCCCUGGCCCUCGACCAUCUGCACAACCUGGGCAUAGUUUACAGAGAUCUCAAGCCAGAGAACAUCUUACUUGAUGAAGCUGGACACAUAAAAUUAACAGACUUUGGCUUAAGUAAAGAGUCAGUAGAUGCUGAUAAGAAGGCUUAUUCCUUCUGUGGUACGGUGGAAUAUAUGGCCCCUGAGGUGGUCAACAGGAGAGGACACACACAGAGCGCAGACUGGUGGUCUCUGGGAGUACUUAUGUUUGAGAUGCUAACAGGGACAUUACCAUUCCAAGGGAAAGACCGAAAUGAAACCAUGAACAUGAUUCUCAAAGCUAAGUUAGGAAUGCCUCAGUUCCUGAGUUUGGAAGCACAGAGUUUGCUGAGAAUGCUGUUUAAACGUAACCCUGCUAACAGGCUAGGGGCCGGGCCUGAUGGAGUGGAGGAGAUCAAACGCCACACUUUCUUUUCCACCAUCGACUGGAAUAAACUGUACAGGCGAGAACUCCAGCCCCCAUUUAAGCCUGCAGCAGGUAAACCAGAUGAUACGUUCUGCUUCGACCCAGAGUUCACCGCUAAAACGCCUAAAGAUUCCCCAGGUAUCCCGCCCAGUGCUAACGCCCACCAGCUCUUCAAAGGUUUCAGUUUUGUUGCUCCAACCCCUAUGGAUGAGAACAAGAGCUCUCCACUGCUCAGCAUACUCCCUAUAGUUCAGAUGCACGGGGGCUCAUCCAAGUUCUCUGAUCUGUACGAGCUACAGGAGGAUAUAGGAGUUGGCUCUUACUCUAUUUGUAAACGCUGUGUACACCGAGUCUCUGCCAUGGACUAUGCUGUGAAGAUAAUAGACAAAAGCAAGAGGGACCCCUCUGAAGAGAUUGAAAUCCUGAUGCGAUACGGACAACAUCCAAACAUCAUCACUCUGAAAGAUGUGUAUGAUGAGGGCAGGUAUGUAUAUCUGGUGACAGAGCUGAUGAAGGGAGGGGAGCUGCUGGAUAAGAUCCUCAGGCAGAAGUUUUUCUCUGAGAGAGAGGCCAGUGCUGUGCUCUACACCAUCACCAAGACUGUUGACUACCUCCACUGCCAAGGGGUAGUACACCGAGACCUGAAGCCCAGUAACAUCCUGUAUAUGGACAACUCAGGAAAUCCUGACUCCAUCAGGAUCUGUGACUUUGGAUUUGCCAAGCAGCUUCGGGGAGGCAACGGCCUCCUUCUCACGCCCUGUUACACUGCCAACUUUGUGGCACCAGAGGUACUAAUGCGGCAAGGCUAUGAUGCAGCCUGUGAUAUAUGGAGCCUUGGAGUUCUAUUGUAUACCAUGCUGGCAGGGUACACACCGUUUGCUAAUGGGCCAAAUGACACACCAGAGGAGAUUCUUCUCCGAAUAGGGUCUGGAAAGUUCUCUUUGACAGGUGGAAACUGGGACACCGUCUCAGACUCCUCAAAGGACCUACUGUCCCAUAUGCUCCAUGUGGACCCUCACCAGCGAUACACAGCAGAACAGGUUCUAAAACAUUCCUGGAUCACCUGCAGAGAUACGCUGCCACACUUCCAGCUCACACGGCAUGAUGCACCACACCUCGUCAAAGGAGCCAUGGCUGCCACCUAUUCAGCACUGAGCCAGAAGACAAACCAGCCAGUGUUGGAGCCUGUGGCAGCCUCCAGUCUAGCCCAGAGACGCAGCAUGAAGAAACUCACCUCAACCGACAUGUAGGCACGCACCACUCGCCCUCAAACUCUCUGCAGGCGCAGCCACACGCACAAGAGUCCUGGCCAGUCAGAUCUACUGUCUCCCUUUUUAUUCUAUUUAUUUGACACACCCGACAUAUGCACUCACACCCACCUUACGUGCACACGCGCACUGGACGAGGCUGCACUGUGAAGACGUCAGCUGAAGCGGAAAAGGGGAAACUCACAUAUCUUUUACUGCUGGGGAGACAGACUUGUAUUUAUUUCCACAGGUUUCAUAUGCACUUGCCCUCCUCGCCUUUCAUUCUUUCUUCUUCGUUUGAGGAAGAAGCGCACCAGCUGAUGUUCUCCUUCACUGUGAUUGGCUGAUUCAAAGCUGCUAGUGUAAACUGUGCCCCCUCCCCCACUGCUCUUCACCAGCGCCCUACUAUCCUCCUCCUCCUCAGUUCUCUCUCUCCUUCCCUUGUUAGCUUUUGCUCUCUUCUUUUCUUCAAAGUGAACUUACAGCUUAUGUGUGAGAGUGUUGGUGUGAUGAUGUUGACUGAGGGACCCGCUGUAAGACUGUUUCUUCCCUUAAAAACAAAGAUAUGAUUGUGCUUGUGGCAGAUUUAUAAAGUCCCUCAGGAUCAAAAUCAUCUGACUGCAUUCUCGCUAACACAAAUGCAUGUGUGGACACAACGUGUAUUUCUUUCCCCUUAAAAUCACCAUCUGACUCAUGUUACUUUGUGAUGCUAACAAUGUGUCAAAAGAGGUCAAAUAAGCUGCAGAUGGACAAAAGAUGUCUAGUAUUGGAAAGUGAAACAUUGUGGUAAGAAUAACAAUUUCUAGUUUGCAAAAAAUAUAUAAAAAUAUAUAGAAAAAUGAAGAGCAUGUGGGGGAGCUGUAGGAAUUUCUCUGGGGGGGUACGGGACGCACACCGUCAAGCCAGAGAGGCUGAAUUAAAAAAAAAAAAAAAAAAAGUUUUCCAUGGAUAUCUCUUCAAAAGGACAUUGUGGAAAUUGUAUGAUAUUGUAUUUAUUUCAUUUGAUUUUUAAGAUUCUAUUUUUUUUUCAAGUUCUGUAUAUAUUGACAUUAAAGAUCAUUAUUAACAUGCACUCACAUAGUCUGGUUUGUUCAGUCACAGAAACGCAGUCCACACGUCUGUCACUCAUAAUAAAUUGAAAAUGCUAAUAUAGCGCGACAACUCAUGCCUUUGCAGAAUGUUUAGAUCAACACGGUAACAUCUGACUUGACAUGUAGCUGCAAGUGGCGAUUACGUGGGGCCAUAGGAUGUGAUUUCUUUUU